CUUAAAAUUCGGAUGUAAAGUAUAACCAAAACAGAGUCUCGCUAAUUAGUUGUCGCUUUACAUGUAUGUGUAACGUGAGGUCAAAAAAUCCAAUAGCUAGUUACAAUGUUCACAACUUCAACUGCUGGCUGCCCUCCAAUGGCAGUUUAGCUAACUUAGUUGCUAACCAGCUCGUUAGAUUGCUAACAUUAGCUAGCUAGCAACAAACUCGGGGUGUGUUCAUAGCCUUAUCAAGGAAGGAAGGAAGGGAGCUAGCUAGCUAGCUUUUUUGUGUGGAAAACAUGUAGGUACUGUAAAAGUAAGAAUAAAGUGAAUAAUUUUAUUUGAUUUGUAGCAGUAUAUCAGUCGCAGUUUUGUGGACCUGAACCCAGGAAAGAUGUCGGAGAAGACGCUACGACCUAUUUUCUAUCUGCUUUACACAGGGAUGUGUCUGGUACAGGGGAAAGAGUUAUGCUUUGGAGUGAACAAUGAGAAAUAUCGAUGUGAAAUGGGCUACUGCUGCGGAGAGAUGGAGUGCUGCACUUACUACUAUGAGCUGUGGUGGUUCUGGCUGGUAUGGACCCUAAUCAUUAUGCUCAGCUGCUGCUGUGCAUACCGCCACCGGCGGGUGAAGAUGCGUCUGCAGCAGGAGCAACGGCAGAGAGAGAUAAGCCUCAUGGCCUACCAGGGUGCCUCAAGCUCCUUCAUUUUGCCCCCACCCCAUAAUCCCCGAUUGUGGACAGACUUCAAACUCCCAGAUUAUGAAGAGGUUGCUGAUCACCCCCCGACUCCUCCCCCGCCUUAUUCUGAGGCUCCAACUGUGACUCUUCCCGCAAUCCUGCUGCCGGCUGCCUUCCCUGCGGCGGGCGUGAUAAUGGAAACGCCCAUGGAGGAAGAGCCAGGGGCGGAGCAGACCUCGGGUUCACCGGCAGUAGCGGCUGGAGCGUGCCAGUCAGAGGUGGGGGCCAGGCGGCCCGAAGCGCCUGCGGGGGAUGAGCGAGGAGAACAGGAUGAGCCCGGGCCCCGGCGGAGGCACGUUACGGGCGACUCAGGGAUCGAGGUGUGCGUGUGCCGGCUGGACAUGGACGAGGAGGACGGAGAGCAGGGAACACCGGGCCAGGGAGCUUGUGGGGACUGCUGCUCCGAGCGCCAUGCCAACGGGCACAAAGUGCAGCCCUCUCAGCCCUCUCAGCCCCAUCCUACUGGCAGUAACCAUGCAGGAGGCCUGGUCUGAGGAACACCACCUGUGGCUUCAGCAUCUGCGCUUGAGGAAGGCGAAGGAAAGGUGCUUCCGUCAUUGUUUUCGUUACUUAUCACUCUGUGACGAUAGCUGAGCCGCGCAGUCCAUCAGCCUAUCAGAUGGCUGUAUCGCUUCAUUAUGAUACUCGUUGGAACGAUGGUGAAAAUGCAAAUGCUGUUGCUGGUGUAUUUAAUUGCAAUGUUUUUUCUGCAUUUUCCCUGGGGCUCAGUAGCUGUUGAGUCUCAAAUAUGGUCACCUUGGUUUUAUCCGGUGUGAACCUGAGUGAAAAGCCAUAGGUGAAAUACUCAGUGGAAUCGUGUGGUUGGAGAGAGGCGAGGAGUGACUUUGUGAAAGAGAUGCUGUGGACGAGCAGGUGGGCAGGGGAUGUAGGAUUAAGACACUGAGGAAAGGACUGAACUCUUUUUUUGCACUAUACACCCAUGCUUACACUUGGGCAAGCUUCAUUCUGAAAAUACGACUCAUUCCACUCCCAAUCCACAUUUGAUGUUAAUAACCAAAAACACAAGCUAAGCUUGAAUUUAAAAUGGAGAGGAGUUUUUUAAAAUUUAUUUUCCUUUGUAAUUUUAUAAACCUUGUCAGUGAGCGUCACUAAUUGGUAGGUUUUGUUUUUUGUUGGGGUGAAAUGGGGCACAGAUGUCAGUGCUGGAGGCUUGGUUUGCUGCACCUGUUUUCCAUGAUGUGAAUUGCUGUUUGGGUUUGCAAAAUGUCACCCCCCCCAGUGCAGUUAAAACUCUCCUUAUAUUUUGCACUCAGACACUGGGCAUGUGACAUUAUGCGAAAGAAACCAGCCCCCACCCAGGUGGUUGUGUGUAAUGGAGCCUGCAAAUGAGGUGGCCUACGGUGUCAACCUACAGUUGGUGUAAGCCUAUAAUUUCAAAAUUCCGUAUCUCAAAUGAGUGCCUAGACUGUUGGACUUCUGUGUACCGAUGGAGACGAGUUUUAUAGGGAGAGUAGGAUUCAGGGGUCUAAUGGAAAGAAUAUUAUUAUUCUAGUUAUUCUUGUACUUUUAGUUGGUGAAAUGAACUCAAGUUGGGUUCACAAAUUAAAGUGCUUUAUGAUAUCAGAUUAGAGGUUUUUUUUUUGCUGCAUGAGGCAUUGCUGCUUUAUCACUGUAUGCCUUAUUAUUACUAUUGUUUUCUCUGCCUUGACUGAUACUGAUAUAAUGGUCUUUUCAAGCAACAAUGCCCUUGUCUGGGCUGCUGUGAAUUUUUUUUUUUUUUUUUAAGGAAAAAAAGGUUUGUUUUUUUGGUUCCGAUGUGUUUUCCAUUCUGAGCAGGUUUUCCCAAAGCUCAAGGGAUUUUUCUUGGUUGUGCGUGCAGUGUGACCAUGUUGCUUUUUCCAUGGACACUUCUGGAUAGCUCAGCCUGUUAAGGCUGUCGUGUGACCAGGCUACACAGGCGGGCAUUUGAUACGGUUUCUACCGGUGCAGGUUUCGGCUGGCACAACUGACCAGAGUGUUGUUGGGAAGGCGGGGAUCACAGCCUGUGGGACAUGCUCGUCUCAUCACACACCAAUGAAUCCCACCCACCUCCUGCUGGGAUUGGUGCCUACAAUAUGCCUGUCAAAUGUCCUCCUUGGACAAAAUGUGUGUACUAGCUGGAGAACUGCAGUUAAAUUAAGAAGCGGCUUGGCAUCGCAUGUUUGGGAGGAGAGCUCAUAUAUUUGCCAGUGUUGCGGCAUAGAACACAGACUCACAGAAAUUGGCUUUCCUAAACGGGAGGGCCUCAGAAAUUCAGGGGAUAUCUGAAUUUCUGAGGCCACCAUUUAACAACCCCAGGACUGUACAAAUAUAAUUUAAUACCACUUUUAAGGUGACAGACCAGAGGGGUGAAACCCAAAGCAUGGAGGAGAUUGGGUGCAUUGAGGGUGGAAAGAUUUGCUUGGGGGAACCGGCCGAAUCUCAUCUCGGACAUUAGAGUCCGAACACCUGUAGCGUAAACCACCGAGCCGCGGCCAGGGCUUGACCACUAUGGUUGCCCCUUUGUUUUCCGUGCAUGAGCUUCAAAUCAACCACGCUUCAAAUAUUCAGGUUACUCCCGUUGGUUCUACAGUGCACUGGUGAUGCAAUAUGCACUGGGCCUGUGAUGCGUACGUACGUGACUACUGACAGGUGAUUGUGAGAAACGAGAGAACAGUACAAGUUGCGGCUUGUAGUGUGGUGGCUGCGAAGACCAGCCUGUCAGCUGCAUGCUGCAGAGCAGGCUUAGGAAGCCCUACUUCAGGGGAGUGCCGCUGCAUUGUAGGUUUCUCAGUUCUCUCUGAAGGCUGCUACUCAGCUGUGAUACUCGGGACUGUGGUCGUCUGGCUCUGCAGCAGAGCAGAUCAGUAGAGCUGGCUGGUGGGAAAAUGAAAGUGCUGUGCUGUGAAAAUAUGUAGUGCUUGGAAUAAGCUCAGCAUUCUAGUUGUUUGAAAAAAUAACUGCGGCUUUGUCACCGAGUUAGCAUUUACUUGUGUUUAUGUUGUGGUGGCUUGUCUUCGUUUCAUUUUCAAAUGAGGAAAAAAGGUGAAUUACAUUGGGCAAAACCCGAGACAUGCUCAGCCAGAAACUCAUAGAAUUCAUGAAAAUGAAACUGGGCGGCUUCCAUUUUCUACAGGCACGUUUAUUGUCAAUCAUGAGGCACUGUGCUGUCUUUGAGGGUUCCUGGAAAACAUGUAGCGGCCACAUAUUUAUAUUGACUUGCAAAAAUAUCCAGGCAAAAGUUCUGGCUGCUGCAUCCGCGAUCAAAGGUCCCUUUACAAAGGUUAGGUUGAUGAUUAUAAAAAUCACCCAAGGUUUGAGGGGAGAGGUUGAAACCCAAACAGUAAACUGGUGGAUAAACAGACUCGGUGAGAUUUUCUCUUUCCGUUGGUUUGACAAUGUGGCCCCAUAGCUAUAUGUUCACAGAAGAAGAGUAGACGUGUUCACAUGCAGUUGGUGGUGGUUCCAUGUUAAGAACAGCUUUGUCCUAACCUGUGCCCAUAAAUAUGAUGCACCAGGACCUUUGACAGCAUGCAUCCUCAGUUCUGUCUCUUUAAGAUCAACACCUGUCCCUUUACGAGAGGAUUUCAGUCUGUGCAGCAAUAACUCCAGCUUUAAACGAUUAAGCCUAAUGGCAGAUCACUGGGACAAUGUGUCUUCCAGUAGUUUUAUUUUACUUCAGGACAAUUCGACCAAACUGGUUAUGCUUCAACUAUGAUCAUCCAGAAAUCACCAUUUCCUGUUUUGUUGAAUAUUUUGCGCAUUUGGCAAUGGUGAAAAAAACUUUAUUUCAUGAUCAGUGCAUUUGGUUUUUGUGAAGUUGGUUUGAUUGUGCUUAGACAGUGUGGCUGGAUUAAGCUAUUUGGUUAUUGAAAAUAAAUGGUUAGUAUAGUCAGAAACAUUGAAAUGUCUUCUGGCCUAAACAUGUUCCACCAGCAAAAAAAAAAAAAAAAGGAAAACUAAGGGCUAUUUAGCGCAAAUGAAAUUGUUAUUUUAUUUUUCUCUAAAACUGUAAAUGUCAAUAUAACAUUGAGACACGCAAGUGAUGAAUGUCUUUUUUUGUACUAAAGCGAGAGUGAUUUUUGUUAUGUGAGUGUCAGUUUCCUUAUUUGUUGAUGUGAUAUGAUUUAGUGUACGUGUGGUUCAGUCCCCUCUCCUGUGCUCUGUUGAACCAUUGCCCCAUAGUCCCAUGUGUUUGUUCUCAGGAAUCCCAUCUUACAAAAAGUUCAGGCAGCCGUAGAGGGGAGGGGGGCAGUGUCCUUCUACAUUCAUUAUCUGUCUUGGCCCUUCUUUUCCCCUGAGCUUUAGUUUCAGCUUUUCACGUAUGUAAAUUUCUGUGGUGAAUUUAUCAGCUCACUGUGGGCAGGAUAAUUGUCAGUUUAGUCACUGUAAAAUUAACCUCAACCCUGGGGUCCUCAAGACACACUUACCACUGGCCCCUAAUUCCUCUCUGCCCUUACGCCCUGAGGACAGCAUCCAGUCUCAUAUGACCCAUCCACCCUGUCUUCUUGACCACUUAUCUGGGUUGUUGCAUUAUAUUCCUCAGUACUGUAUCAUACUUAGCUAUGCAACAACUUUGAUCCUUUGGUGUAUGCUGCAGUGAUGUCCUCUUUUUAUGUAACGGUUUUCACUAGUUGUCAGCAGAAGCAAUACUAUUCUCAAUGCAGUUGGUAAACUGCACUGUCGGGGUGUGCACUCCUUUUUUUCAAAGAAAGUGCUAAGCUUACCUGUUAAAUAAAACUACCUAUUUCCAUAAUUCUGUUCUGUGUGCUUCGUAAAUGUUUGACUAAAAAAUAGUUCUUUUGUAUCCUGAGUGGGGAGAACAGUGAAAGCCAGAAUGUUGUUGAUGUUCUUUUGUGGGAAUUACAUUCUAUCCCUUGCCUUGUUUGUCAGGUUUGGAGCUUCUAUUUUCAAUUUAGCGUAUGACAAAGCUGGAAACAUCCAAGCAGACAAUCAUGUUUUCGACUGGCUUCCACCAAAUAAUGAUCCUUAUAAGGACUGAUAGUGUGGCUAUCCACUAUAUAGCUAAAUGACUGUAACUUUGUUGUAACAAGUUGUAAAAAGCAUGUCGCUGUACAGCAACCUGUGUCCCACAGUUUCCUUUUCUAGGGGCGUGUAUAUGUCUGCUCUUAGUCGAAAUCUUGGUUAUGAAUGCACCCAUCUUAGUGAGCUAAAACAACUUUGGAAAGUCUUAUGAGGUCCCGUAACAAAGCCAAAUACACAAUUAAAACAGCUGUUAUACUCUGGUGUCCCCUGUACAGUGACUGAGAUCUGAAUGAAAUGCACCAGGGAUAGGAACUGGACCUGGGCUGUUUUCAGUAGGCCCUAACAAUUUUGUGUGCAAUGAAAUACAUUUUACAACAGUCGGACAACCUGCAGACUUCAAAGUUUUUGCAAGAGCAUUCGAGGGUUUGUGAUGUAAAGCAAGAAAAUACACUUAAAAUAACUAGGCUUGUGCUUUGACAUUAUGUCUCCAGAGGUUGUAUAUGUCUAAAGAAACAAAGAAUAUGUUCAAUUUUACCUUCUGUUGGAACCAUUUCCUGUAGCGCAUGCAACUUGCAAGGAAAGAAAUGCUAGGACAAUAUGAACACUGAUAUUUAUGUUUAUAAUUGUGAAUAAAUGCUAUAAAAUUAAUCUGUGCCUAUGUACAUCCUCUGGAAAUAUAACACUGGUACAAGCUGCUCUUGAGUUGUUUGUAGUGUAUUUUCUUGUGCUAGACCACAGUUCUCUAUAUGCCAGCCAUUGGAAAGGCAGCUGGUUGUCAGAAACCUAUGUUGGUAUCUAAAGAGUCCUUCACUGCACAAAAAAUGGUCUGGGCAAAUAAAAAAUGUGCAAUAAAACUGAAAUACCAUUCAAAACCCCCAGGAAGUUCUCUUUAAGGAGGGUGCUGGUCUGUACCUAGCAGAUGGCAAUCUCUGUAGUCUUUCACUUGUAACCAGUCUCUGAGCAUUUGUUUGCAAUUCAAAGCAUAGUAUAAUUGUUUAUGUGCUUAUUAAGGACUGUUUUAAUUGAAGUGAUAUAUUUUUCUAUGCUCUUUGUUUAAAAAAAUCCAAAAACAGAUGUUAAACCUCAUUGGAAAAGGACAAAGUGUAUCUUAGUCCAAUACUACAGUUCAGAAUUCUGCUCUUUACCCAUCUUCAUUUGUAUUUUAUUUUUAUAAUAAAAUGUAUGGACAAAUGCAUAUAUUACUAGUUGAA
Molecule: messenger RNA, 6895 nt
Organism: Anguilla anguilla (European eel)
Lineage: Eukaryota; Metazoa; Chordata; Actinopteri; Anguilliformes; Anguillidae
Product: WW domain-binding protein 1-like
Exons: 4
Coding region: 377-1213 (278 amino acids)
Source: RefSeq, a predicted model, not a curated record